This is a messenger RNA of Alosa alosa (allis shad), 2841 nucleotides long. It is a transcript of the gene ldlrap1b, whose product is annotated as low density lipoprotein receptor adaptor protein 1b. Gene Ontology annotation, cellular component: early endosome. Lineage: Eukaryota; Metazoa; Chordata; Actinopteri; Clupeiformes; Clupeidae. The coding region runs from base 187 to 1104 and encodes 305 amino acids. The transcript is spliced from 11 exons. The record is from RefSeq and is a predicted model, not a curated record.
AUACGCAUCACCGCCCACCGCUGGCGAGCAUGAGCAGCCAUCCGCUCCAGCUGUCCUUUCAGACUGGGAAAAAGCAGGUUGCGGGAAAAGUUUGCGAGUACGUGAAAAUCUAGUUUAGUAGUUCGAGUGGCGAAGGCCAAAUACCGGAGCGCACAGAGCUCGGAUCCUACUCGUUGGAUUAAAAUUAUGGAUGCUUUGAAGUCGGCUGGGAGAGCCAUUAUUCGGAGCCCUAGUAUUGCUAAGCAAUCUUGGAGUUAUGGCAAACACAAAAAGCUGCCAGAGAAUUGGACGGACACACGGGAGACUCUGCUGGAGGGGAUGGUGUUCCAGCUGAAGUACCUGGGCGUUACGCUGGUCGAGCAGCCCAAGGGCGAGGAGCUGUCCGCCGCCGCCGUCAAGAGGAUUGUUGCCACGGCAAAAGCGAGUGGAAAGAAGCUGCAGAAAGUGACGUUAGUAGUCUCCCCACGAGGAAUCAUCCUGUACGACAGUGCCUCAAACCAGCUCAUAGAGAAUGUCUCCAUAUACAGGAUAUCCUACUGCACAGCAGACAAGAUGCACGAUAAGGUGUUCGCCUACAUCGCCCAGAGUCAGAGCAACCAGGCCCUCGAGUGUCACGCAUACCUAUGCACCAAGAGGAAAGUGGCGCAGGCAGUAACGCUCACGGUGGCUCAGGCCUUCAAAGUGGCGUUUGAGUUCUGGCAGUCUGCCAAAGAAGACAAAGAGAAGAGGGUGAAGUCGGGCUCGGAUGGAGAAGGAGCCGGCAGCUCCCAGUCGGAGAGCUCCGCCAGCCUGAGCAGCGUCAGCAGAGGAGAGGUGGCCACGGGGACCCUGCUGGACCUGGGGGACGGCGCCAUCGCGGCCAUGGUGCACUCGGGGCCUGAGGGAGCGCACACGCGCAACGCGCACACCUCGGAGAACAACAACACAGUAUGGGAGCUGGAGGAUGGACUGGACGAAGCUUUUUCAAGCCGCAGUCUGGAUAGCUUUGAGUCAUCCACAGUCCUGCCGGGUCGAUGGUCUUGGAGGAGCCAGGAUAGGAGGCAUGAGAGGAACACCUACUCGCUGAGUCUCGCACUAACCCCCAGGUCUUGGACAUUGGGGUGAGCCCUCAGGACCUCCAGGCAGAGGAGUGCCUGUCGCCUAGCAACACGGAGCAGGCGGAUGGAGAGGACUCGUUUGGCUUCUAAUGUCUUGGACAAAAGGGAGAUGACUGAGGGGAAAGUACAGAGGACAGGCUUGCUGCUGGACCAGAGAAGACAUGCCUUGCUCCACCUAGAAGCUCUAGCUGGAAUCAUCUCGUCCCGUAUGGUGCGACAUGAACUUCUGGUCACCUCUAGAACUCGAACCAAAGCAAAGCAAUAUAACUGAUGUUUAUUUACUUUUUUAUUUUUACUUUCCUUUUUCUUUGAUCUUUCUUCACUAAUUACAUUUGGUUUUGAAAAUGUUGCCCCAGUCCUUUGUUACAAACAAAGUUACUUUCUGAGUUUGUUUUAUUUGAAUCCAAUGGUUUAUGUUUGUAUGUCCUGAUGUAUUUGUGUAAACAAUUUAUAAGACAUGGCUUAAAGGACAAAUCCGGUGAGUUUUCACAUAGAUUUCCGUUUCUCAAGGUCACCGAGUACUGUUGAUUUUACCUAGCUCGAGUUGCAAUAGCCAGCAGUUAACACAACCAAACAGCUGCAGCGCUGCACUCUGGGGCAUGUACAUGGGAGCUCACAGACUGUGAACUCCCAGAGUGAAGUGCCCCUAGAUGCCUGGCUGUAGCAACUAGAGCUAAGUAAAACCAAUCGUUUUCAUUUUGUUUAAUACAGACAGUACUCGGUGACCUCAAGAAACGGAGAUCUAUGUGAAAACUCGCCGGAUUUCUCCUGUAAAUGUAUUAUAAUUUAUCAGUUGCAGAGUGAUUGGUUGAGGUGGUUUUGAGAGAUUAAAGUAGUUGCUGCAACUCUGAAAAUGCAGGUCCAAGUCUAGACAUCCUUCAAGAUGUGGAGACUGACUCCUUGUGUGCGUGCGUGCGUGUGUGUGUGCGCGCGUGCGCUUGUCUGUUGGGCUGAGGGUUUGCAUUCACAGCAUUUUGCAUUUGUCAACUCUAUGGUGGCCUCAUAGUAGCAGUCACAAAUGCCAAAAGAAAAAUAAGUAAUUUUGAUCUAAGCUUAAGAAAAACUAACUGACUCAUUAGACCUAUGGUCAGUGCCAGGUAUGGCUUGCUGCAUCAUCAGAUGAGGGUCAGUAAACAUAAUAUGGCUAUAGUUUUUGCUAUAGAAGAUAACCUUAUUUUUUCUACAAUUAAUAUUUUUGCACUCUCUUUACCCCUCAGUCCUUUUAUAGAGUGAAUUGAAUUCAUUGUAGUUUCCCUCAGUCUCAUCCUUCUCACACGUUUCACUAAUCAGAAAUUACGAAUUUCUCACCUUGCUUUCACUAUUACUCAUCAAUUUACUGAUGACAACAGCAUAUUUUGUUUAUCAUCGUUACCAAGCAAGCGGGAUGUUGGGCAGAAGUGUAUCUUCAGGAGAUGAACAGAUUCAUUAAUGUGGAAUGUUUCAUGUCUGAAAUGGUUUAAUGUCGGGUCCUUGACUUGUAGAGGGAGUAUUGGUUGUGCUACCUGACCUCUCUCGUUUGUACAGUUAUCACAAUCCAACCACAUGAAGUGAAUCAGCUCUCUUCCUCCUUCAUUUCUUGUCAUUGUUUAUUGCAAAGUUGAGGAAAGAAGUUUACAUUCAAACACAAGAUGUCAGUGUUAGUCUUUAGACAUUUUUGUUACAUUUUUUGGUAGUCAUUAAAAUAUAUUACAUUUCUGACCAUCACAUGCUAUGCCCUCUGAAUUUAAUAAACUGUGAUAUCAAA